Thrips palmi is the source of this 2282-nucleotide messenger RNA. It is a transcript of the gene Ssadh, whose product is annotated as succinate-semialdehyde dehydrogenase, mitochondrial. The record is from RefSeq and is a predicted model, not a curated record. NCBI's taxonomy places the organism in Eukaryota, Metazoa, Arthropoda, Insecta, Thysanoptera, Thripidae. Gene Ontology annotation, molecular function: succinate-semialdehyde dehydrogenase (NAD+) activity. Gene Ontology annotation, biological process: GABA catabolic process. The coding region runs from base 126 to 1637 and encodes 503 amino acids. The transcript has 9 exons.
GAAACCUCUUGUCGUCUGCUCCUGCUCUCGUUAACAGCAAUUUAGCAUGUGGGACUGUACUUGAUCUUUCAAUUGGCUGGAGGCUGUUGUCAAGCAGUGAUCCUGAAGUCUACUAGAUUUUCAUUAUGGCCAUCGUCGGAAUAGGAUCGCUUCUCAUCAAGAGGAGUGCGUUCAGUCUGAUGCAAAGAAACAUGUCUUUGCUUCGUGACAAAGCAUUUGUGAAUGGAGAAUGGAUCACUUCAAAGAAAGGAAAAAGCUUCGAUGUAAUAAACCCCACUGAUGGAAGUGUUAUUGGGCAAGUGCCUGACAUGGAUGUUGAAGAUACAAAGGCAGCCAUUGAUUCUGCACACAGCGCAUUCAAGCCAUGGGCAAGCACCACCGCAAAGGAGAGGUCCAAUUUGCUGCGUAAAUGGUUCAAUUUACUUGAAGAAAACAAGGAGGAAUUGGCCCGUUUAGUCAGCAUUGAGGCGGGUAAACCAUUCAAAGAGUCACUCGGCGAAGUUUUCUAUGGGAACUCUUUUAUUGAAUGGUUCUCUGAGGAAGCGCGUAGGAUUAAUGGAGAAAUUGCAGCCAGCCCUGCUAAAUCCAAGGAAAUGCUUUUCAUUAGGCAACCUAUUGGGGUUGCUGCCCUCAUCACACCUUGGAAUUUUCCUCAUGCAAUGAUAACAAGGAAAGCUGGAGCCGCUUUGGCUGCAGGCUGCACAUGUGUGAUUAAACCUGCAGAGGACACUCCUCUUACAGCACUUGCAUUAGCUCAAUUGGCCCAUGAUGCGGGUAUCCCUAAGGGAGUGCUGAAUGUAAUCACGGCAAGUCGAGACAAUGCUGCACCUAUGGGAAAAAUUUUAUGCGAAAGUCCUCUUGUUCGAGGACUCUCUUUCACAGGCUCCACUGCUGUUGGAAAGAUUCUCUACCAACAGUGUGCCUCAGGAAUCAAAAGGGUUUCCCUGGAACUUGGAGGCAAUGCACCGUUCAUUGUUUUCAAGUCAGCAAACCUGGAUCAAGCUGUUGUAGGGGCAAUGGCAUCCAAGUUUAGGAAUUGUGGUCAAACAUGUGUAAGUGCCAACAGGUUCCUCAUUGAAGAAUCUGUCUUUGACCAGUUUGUAGAGAAGCUGAAGGUUGCAAUGAAGACCGAACUGAAGCAAGGAACUGGCGAGAGCUGUAACACUGGUCCCUUAAUAAACGUCACUCAACUGCAGCGGGUGGACAACAUCGUGCAAGAUGCAGUGAAGAAGGGGGCCACAGUUCAUCUUGGAGGAGGUCCAGCUAAAGAAUUGGGAGAAAGGUGGUACCAACCUACUCUGCUGACUAAUAUCAAAUCAGACAUGCUUUGUUACCGUGAAGAAAUUUUUGGACCAGUUGUUGCCUGUAUUAAGUUUAAAUCUGAGGAAGAAGGCCUGAAGAUUGCAAAUGACACACCAGUGGGAUUGGCUGGAUACUUCUUCAGUGGCGAUAUUGCCCAAUGUUGGCGAGUUGGUAAGGCACUUGAAGUUGGUAUGGUUGGAAUUAAUGAGGGAAUGAUUUCUAGCACUGAAGCAGCUUUUGGAGGAAUCAAAGAAUCUGGCAUUGGACGUGAAGGCUCCCACCAUGGUAUUGAGGAGUAUACUGAUGUGAAAUACAUGUGCUUUGGCAACCUUUGAAUUCUGAAAGGAUGCGGAUAUGCUUUUAAACCUGUGUCAUUUUCAAGUUAAUUUACUACUUUGAUUUUUUUAACAAAAUUGUGAAUGAAUUAUAUUGUUUUUAGUGCACUAUCAAAAAGGGGAGGGGGGAAUCUUUGAUGUUUGAUUCGGCAAUCUUAUACUAGUCAUGAAAUUAUUUGCCAUUUUGUAAUUGUUAUUAUUACUUUUACCAUUCCAUUCAAAGCUUGGUGUAUCCACACACAUCAUGUGGAUCCACAUCAUGUAUUCCCAAGUAGACCUUCUUGGUUCAUCUCUAUUUAUAGUGAGGCUUCCAUUAUGAAGCCCAUGUACAAAGUAUUUUAGAAAUGUGUGUGAUUUGUAUUAUCUAAACAGCCAUGUAUUUUUCAAUAACAAGCGCUUAUGCUCUGGCUAUGUAUUAGAGAGCUCUGCAGUUAAGGGUAAUGAUGUCUUUCCAUCAAUGAAUCAAUGUCUUCCAAUCUAUGUCUUCCAAUGCAACAUGUCUUCCAUUCAGUGCCAUUUCUAUUGAAAUAUUUUAUUAUAAGGCGUGAGUUACGAGGUGAGAGUGAUGUAAAAUAAAGUAGUACAGAAAAAAGGAUGACUAUUAUUUCUCAGUGAAAAAAGAAUACAGUGCAAUGAGUAAGGGUA